Messenger RNA from Cervus elaphus (red deer), 676 nucleotides. RefSeq names its product selenoprotein W-like. Gene Ontology annotation, cellular component: cytosol. The record is from RefSeq and is a predicted model, not a curated record. Gene Ontology annotation, biological process: response to selenium ion. NCBI's taxonomy places the organism in Eukaryota, Metazoa, Chordata, Mammalia, Artiodactyla, Cervidae. The transcript has a single exon.
AUGGCGGUAGUCGUCUGAGUGGGUUAUUGUGGCGCUUGAGGCUACAAGCCCAAGUAUCUUCAGCUCAAGAAGAAGUUAGAAGAUGAGUUCCCUAGCCGUCUGGACAUCUGCGGCGAGGGGACUCCCCAGGUCACCGGCUUCUUUGAAGUGUUCGUAGCAGGGCUGGUUCACUCCAAGAAGGGAGGCGAUGGCUACCUGGACGCGGAGAGCAAGUUUCUGAAGCUGGCGGCCGCCAUCAAAGCUGCUUUGGCUCAGGCCUGAUGCGCCCUGAAGGCAAAGACCAGUAACUGUGGCCCAGCCCUUCCCGGCAGACGCUUCAUGACAGGAAGGACUGAAAUGUCUCUUGGACGCCUGGUCCUUCCCUGAUGUUCUCACGGCCGCCGGCUGGAGCAGAGAUGGACACCCCUAGUCUUUGCCUGUGUGGGGGGCGGGGAGUGCGUGUGUGUCCCCGCACGCUGGUCCUGCUGCCUUCCCCGUCCCUCAUCUCCCUGCAUCUCCCCCCAACCCCACCCGGCCCUUGUCUUCCCUUCUCCCCUGUGGUGUUUGGGGUGGUCCUUCUCCAGGCUUCCUUUUCAAGGGGAAGCCGAGAGGAGGAUCAGGAUGAGUGAGUCUCAGAUUUCAGCAGUGAUGGCAACAGUUCACAACUCAAUAAAUGGUGAUGAGGUUAACAAAAAAA